AUGCAGCUUAGUCAUAGGAAUUUAACUGAAGAGAUUAAAAAUAGUACUCAACAAGUAACAGCUCAGUUCUCAGCUAAGGUUGAAGAGCAUUCCGAGAAAAUUUCAGAGAAUAGACAAGCAAUCAUAGAGAUAAAUGACAAGAUAAGUCAGAUUAAAGAACAGGAAAUGAUAAUAACACAGAAAUUCCCUUACAACGUUCAGCUAGCACUCUCUUGUCCUCAAAUCAAUAAUCUGCGUGACUUGGAAGAUUGUCUGAAUAGAAUUCAGACAAUAAACGACAACAACCCACGAGUCAAUCACAAAAGACUCGACGCAACCAACAACGACGAGCGGCUAUCAGCAGGCAUCAGAGAAGCAGACAGCACGUAUCCUGAGAGUCGCAGAUGGGAGCCUCGUAGAUGGGAGCCUAGUGGAUGGGAGCCUCGUAGAUGGGAGCCUAGUGGAUGGGAGCCUCGUAGAUUGGAGCCUAGCAGGCAGGAAGCAGGCCGAAGGACGUAUGAAGGAGGAGACGGACCGCGACAGCAACAGCAACAGCCGCGACAGCAGGACCAGCGCCAGCAGCAGCAGAAUCAGAGACCGCAGGAACAACGCCAACAACACCGCGACAAUCAACGCAGAUUUCACGAGAGUCAGCAUGUGAGAGAUGGAGGUUCCCACGCCAACAAACAGACACACUCGCCAAACCCGCCACAGAGCCCGAAGCCGAGUGAUGCGCGACCGAGCCACCCUCACAGCACCGACCCCAGCAACAACAAUCCAUGUAGCAAGAAUUCAAAUUCAGGGACACCAAUGAAAAAUAUCUGA
Nilaparvata lugens (brown planthopper) is the source of this 804-nucleotide messenger RNA. Its product is annotated as GATA zinc finger domain-containing protein 10-like. NCBI's taxonomy places the organism in Eukaryota, Metazoa, Arthropoda, Insecta, Hemiptera, Delphacidae. The transcript has 2 exons. The record is from RefSeq and is a predicted model, not a curated record. Bases 1 to 804 code for a protein of 267 amino acids.